UACAUUAUCAUUGUGUACAAAGUUAUAACAUACACAAUGAUAAUGUUAAUGUCUACAAAGCACAAAGUAAAAAAAAAAAGAAGUAAAAUACAAGUUGAAAAAAAAUGUUCACUGCUCAACCUAACGUUACGACUCAAGAAAAUUCAACGUUCAAUACGGAAUGUCAGCUGACACUUGCUAACUAUUUUCUGGUUUUCGGAUAUAUUGCUGUUAUUAUUAUUGGUGUGAUUGGAAACAUUUUAGUGGUUAUUAUUUUUCAAGUUGAUUUAAAAAAAAGACCAACUAUCGAUUUACUCAUUUUUUACCUCGCUAUUUUUGAUGGGUUAGGUUCAUUUUUCGGCCCUUUCGUAUUUUUAUACUGGACUUUAACAUGCCACAAACGAUGGGAUUUUGGAUGGUUUGGGUGUAAAACACUUCCAACAUUUAGUCGUGUUAUGACUAACAUAUCAACUGGUGUUAUACUUAUUAUGGCAGUUGAUAGAUGUCGCUCAAUUAUUUUUCCUUUUAAAAGACGUUUCCGAAAAUUAAUUAUACACAUGGCCAUCAUUAUAACAGUACUAAUAUCAGUUGUUUGGGAAUCGUAUUACAUAAGUUCUCUACAUAUUGACAUAUAUCAAACAUGCAAUACUGCUGCUGUCAAUAAUCAUUUUUACGCUUAUCCCCUCAUUACUUUGGUAGCAGCCAGGUCUAUAAUUUUUAUAUCAGUAUUUUCAAUGACAACAUUUGCUGUGUAUAUUAAGCUUCAUAAUUGUGAAAGACUGGUUUUUUUAAAAAACAACUUGCUCAAUGUCUGCAAUAAAAACAAAAUAGUUAUGAAAAUAUUGAUAAUGAUGGCAUCAGUGUUUAUUCUCUCUGUUGUACCGCGAGAUAUCUACGUUUUGUACUAUACAAUAUCUUGGCUUCCUGGUGAUGGAGGAAUAUAUGGAGAAAGUGUAAUAAACGUAAACCAUUGGCUUCGAUUACUUCAGACGAGCAAUGGGAUAUACAAUGUAUUUAUUUAUGGUAAAAUGCACGAUUAUUUUUGGAAAAGCUUACAAAGGAUGUUGAAUUGCCGAUUACAAUCGUCUCGGGAAUCUUUACUAACAUUGGAAAAAACCAGGCGAGUUACGGAAAGUCAAAACAUGAAAGAAACGGAAUUUGGCGGAAUGAUGAAGGUUACGCCAUUAUUAAGUAGUGCCAGUCAGAACAGCUUGAAAGUUCUAAUUUGAGCUACUUUUAUUAGACCGUAUAAACUUUUAGUCUCAAAAGAAAGUUUUAGACAAAACUAUUAUUAUCAGUGAUGCACAUUCAAGUUGCACAUCCAUGCGUCAAAUAAUGACAUAUACCUAUUUGUCAAUAGUUGAAUAUGUAUAUGUCAAAGAUUCGUUGUCUUGGAUGUGAUAAAAUACAAAGAAUCUUUUAUUAUUCUGUUUUUAAAAUUUUUUUAUUCAAAAUGUUGUCGGGAAGGGCAGUGUUAGUUGAGCAUUUUUACUAACAAGCUACUUAACUUAUUUCAGUUAUAUAAGUUGACCAAAGUUAACCAACAUACCCCAAAUAGUCUUGGUGACACAUCAGUUAGUUUUAUUAGUCCGCUCUCUCAUUAAUAAAAUGUUCUUACAGUUCUCUUAAUUAAAAAACGGUAAUACCAUUGUGGCGUAUUACGUUAAAAUUU
Messenger RNA from Hydra vulgaris (swiftwater hydra), 1651 nucleotides. RefSeq names its product formyl peptide receptor 2. The record is from RefSeq and is a predicted model, not a curated record. NCBI's taxonomy places the organism in Eukaryota, Metazoa, Cnidaria, Hydrozoa, Anthoathecata, Hydridae. Gene Ontology annotation, biological process: G protein-coupled receptor signaling pathway. Gene Ontology annotation, molecular function: G protein-coupled receptor activity. Gene Ontology annotation, cellular component: membrane.